CUUGCCAUCAUUAUCGUAAAGCAUCUUGUUUUUUUUCUGUUUAUAUUCAUAAUAAAGUGAUUUUUAAAUAUAAUUAGUCUUCUUAAAAGUUCUACUAUGAAAUUACUAUCAAAUUAUAUAGGUAUAAAAUAUAUUUCAUGAAUAUCUUUGGCGCAGACCGACACCUGAGUAGGUCGCUAUCUGGGUUCUUCGCCACGGAGCCGCAAAAAAGGGGCUUGUUAUAAGGUGCUCAAGUGUUCCCAUAAAAAAUGUCAGAGGAACAGCCCCAAGGAUCUUCACCAAGACGUCAUGCUCCUAAAAAACCAGAACAGCCAACAGAGAGCAGACAUUCUAAAGGUCACCUAAAAAUACACGUUUCUGGGUUUCCUCCUUACACAAGAGUGGAAGACUUAAAAUAUGUAUUUGCUCCAUAUGGUCAUGUCAAGGUUAAAUUAUUAAAGAAGUAUGCCAUUGUUACAUUGCCCGAUGAAGAUAGUGUUCUUGAUGCGAUUGCACACUCAAAGAAAAUUUCCGUGUAUGGCUCAUUCCUGACAAUAAAGCUUGACAAGGGGGAACCCACCCCAGCCAAAAAAUUAGACAGAUUUGUGCGAAGUAAGAAAAAGAGUGUAAUAAUAGAGCCGGGGAAGAUCGGGCUGAAGGGUGACUUCGAUCAUCAGUUAGAACAGGUGUUAGACGCCGUCAGACUCACGCGAGACGAGGUCAUCAACAUCUCAUCGCUCUACGUGGACCUCGAGAACGCCCUGCGUACCGUUUGGCCAGACUGCUGCGCCGUCCCGUUCGGGUCCAUCACGACGGGGCUGGGCAUCAAGAGCAGCGACGCGGACUGCUUCGUGCGGCUGCCGGCGCGGCUGCGAGGCAACGACGCCGCUCACGUCAUGCGCACCAAGCGACUGCUCCAGCUCUACCCCGACGUGUUCACCGAGGUGUUCGCCAUCCCCAACGCGCACACGCCCAUCGUGAAGUUUUUCCACGUGCCCACGGAGACCACCUGCGACGUGUCCUUUAAGACCCCACUGGGCUCGCAGAACAGCCGCCUGGUGGCUUUCCUGCUGCAUUCGGACGCGCGUCUGCUGGCGCUCGCCGUCGUCAUCAAGUACUGGGCCAAGGUGCACGAGCUGUCGGGCACCGGCAAGUUGACCAAUUACGCGCUGACGAUGCUCCUCGUCUUCUUCCUGCAGCGGCUGGGCAUCCUGCCCUCCGUCGAGAGCCUGCAGCGGGGUCGCGAGGACCUCGUGGACGGCUGGAACACGGCUUUCGCGACCGACCCGCCAACGCCCUCGCCCGACUCGGCCUCCGUCGAGGAACUCCUCGGAGGGUUCUUCAAGUUCUACGCCAUCUUCGACUUCAACAAGUUCGUCGUCUGCCCGUUCCUCGGCAGAGAGAUCGAGAAGUCCGCCUUCGCAAAUCUCGCCUCCCUGCCUGACGCCUUCGAGCGAUACAAGCGAAACGUCGAGAGCGGAGCGGCCCACCCGAUGAAGUUUUCGACCCCCGUUUGCAUACAGGACCCCUUCCAGCUGUGUCACAACGUUGGCAGUUCCAUCGGCGGGAAACUGUUCGACGAGCUGCCGCAGUAUAUCAAGUUCGCGGCGACGGCGUAUCGGGCGUCAAGGGCCGACUUCCUCGAGACGAUUCUCUUGAAGAAACCGGAGAUCGCGGUGACCGACAAGAACAAGAUCAGAGCCGUCGUGCACUCCAGGGACUUGGACAGGGUGGUCGGCGACGAAUGGAAGGCCAUAGUCAAAAAUGUGAUUCGUAUCCUCUUCGAAGACAUCUGCCGCUCGACGCUCGCCGUCCUGGAGACCGAAGAGAGACCCGGGUCCAAGAGACAGACAGAGCGCUACGCCGUCACUCUGACGAAAGCCGUCUGGAACAGGAAGAGAUUGACGAAACUUUACAAACACGCGGAGGGCACUUUCCUAGAGAAACAGAUAAACAUUUCCCAAGAGAUAAUAGACACCUGCGAGAAGACGCCGCACCUGAAGAUGCGCCUGGUCAUCAGCUUCCCUCUGAGUUCCCGAGUCACGUCGGUGUACAUCGAGUUCGUCGACGGCGACAAGGCCGACUUCCAACAGUUCGGCAAGAUGUUCCGGCUCAUGAUUAAGGGUUGGUUUUUCGAGUUGGUGAAACCUUUUCUGCCGCCCGCUACAGAGAACGAGCGUCCCAGAACGCAAAGAGGAAGCGUGAGAAACGAUCUCGCCAAAAGCGACUCGAUCGAAUCUGACGACUUGUCAGAUAGAUUCCAAGAAAAUUGUUCAGUGAGUGAGGCUUCUAAAUAACUGAUCCGCAAAGUCUCGUUUGCCUCGUGACGUGUCAAAUUAAUCGUCUCAUCAAAAAUUCGCGCGACACGCGGCUUGAAAUUGUUGAUCGUUGAAUUUUGUUAUGCGUCGGCGCUAGAGAUGUCUACGAUACUCAAUUAAGUAUUCCUUUGUAAUUAUUUUGAAUAACUUUAAGCUUCGAGGCCCGUGAACGGGAAGAUCAAAGACCUAGGGGUCGAGUCGAGACGAAGACUAAAUUUGUACGAAAAUUGGGCGACACGAACUGUAAUUUUCAUACAAAUUUAGUCUACGACUUCCUACAUACGUUGAGGCAUCUCGACUAAACCCCCUUAACACGUUUCUUCUUUAAAUUGAGUAUUUGUCAUAAUCAUACUAGAGUAGAGAGAGUAUAGUAUUUGACGCCAUCUCUAAAUUGAUUAUAAAUUUAAAUGUUUAGAAAGUAAUGUGUAGUUUACCGCUGCUAGGGCGAUGUUUUAUGAUGAAGCUUAGAGUUCUUCAUUAGAAUUAGAAAUUAGAAAUUUAGCUAUGGAUUUAAAUGUUUAAAUUAUCAUCACUAAGCUUUUGACGUGCCACACGCUUGACUCCUUAGAAUAAGCUUGAAUUAGAAGAUGUAACCUGUAAAAUAGAAAGAGCCGUGUCGACGAGUCGUGCGACGUCGUAAGUACAGUUGUACAGUUUCACCUAGACUGUCUUUAGUAGACGUUUGACCUAGGAAUUUUAUUUCAUGGGAAAAUUUAUAAUUAAUGUAUGUUAAUGGUUUAUCAUAAAUAUUAAAAUAAUAUUUUUUA
This is a messenger RNA of Pieris brassicae (large cabbage white), 3064 nucleotides long. Its product is annotated as speckle targeted PIP5K1A-regulated poly(A) polymerase-like. Lineage: Eukaryota; Metazoa; Arthropoda; Insecta; Lepidoptera; Pieridae. Gene Ontology annotation, biological process: mRNA 3'-end processing; mitochondrial mRNA polyadenylation. Bases 249 to 2276 code for a protein of 675 amino acids. The record is from RefSeq and is a predicted model, not a curated record. Gene Ontology annotation, molecular function: poly(A) RNA polymerase activity; RNA binding. The transcript has 6 exons.